Oikopleura dioica is the source of this 1395-nucleotide messenger RNA. NCBI's taxonomy places the organism in Eukaryota, Metazoa, Chordata, Appendicularia, Copelata, Oikopleuridae. The record is from the annotation of a GenBank genome assembly.
AUGAACUGGGUGCACGGAAAGAUCUCCUUCCUGGGCGAUCUGAUCAUCACCAUCAACACGCGACGAAAAUGGUCGAACAUCAAAUUCAUCGAAAUGCCAAACUUGUCGAUGGACUGGCUGAUCAGCUGGAACUUGCCGCGGAAUGGGAACCGAACUGGGCACAAUGUCUUUCCCUCUACAACGCCUCUACAAGACGGGGCAGAUACUUAUUCCAACUUUCGCUCGAAAAGUCUAGACCUCGAAUGGCGAAUCAACGUCCCAAUGUUUCGCAUUUUUCUGUUUUCGACGACGCUGAACUGGUUGAGCUCGUUUUGGAAAUCGAUAACGGACGUGGCUCGGCCGAUCAAGCGCGGAAACGGUUGGUGGGCCGACAACACUCCGCCGAAGAAAAAGUUCUCCAGGCAUUAUCACAAGACUUCUCUUCUCUGGCGUUUCGACUCUAUGGCGUGCGAGUAUCGACAGAGCUUUUCGAAGAACAUCGGUUUCGUGAUUCAAUCAAAAGCUGGCUUUCUCGAGUCCAAUCACUUGCUCAAGAUCGAAGAGCGACCCCGCGACGAAGCCAUUCUUCUCCGUCCAAAAGCCGAGUGGUCGAUGGAAAAGAUGAAUCUGGAAGCAAAGGAGAUCCACGUCUACCUCAAAAAUGCCUCCUCCUCGACUGACAACGCCGAGAAGAAUUUCUUCGCCAGUUUAGACAAUGUGAAGUUCCGUCGCUUCGCCGAGUUCAUCGAGAACGCCGAUCGACGAAAAAUGAUCUUUGACGCGGCCGAUUUCAAAGCGCUCUGGAAGGUGGAAAACCGAGACUGUAUUAUGACACUGAUCAAUUCAGCAGAAUGUGGAAACAUUUUGAAAAAGAACUUGACCGCGAAAUUAACGGUGAUGUUUUCAAAGAACGAAAACUUAAGUUCCAACUCGAAGAACAAUAAAGGAGCCCAUCAAAAUGGGGAGGAAAUGAAAGAACUCACAGCUGCGGAAUUCAUCAAUCCUUUGAAUCAACUCUUAAACUCUGGAAAAAAGACUUGCUCGACCGAAUUCGUCGAGCAAUCAGCCAAGGCGAACGAGGAGAAACCAGUCUACACGGGGCUCGAAUGUAAUCUGCGAAACUGCCAAGUGCUGCUGAAGGGAUUCGAAAGGCCUGGCUUCAUGUGUCUCACCGCCGACAAUAUCAAUCUGAUACGACACGAGUAUUGCCGAGCCUGGCGAGACGGUCAGUACUUGGACAAGUUCGGCACGAAAGGCACACUUACAGGGAUGCAACUGUUCUCCCUCUCCGUCGGCUCCAAAGGCAGCACGCUAAACGAAACCGACCACCUCUGGGUUCCUGCGUAUCAAAUCCAACAAGAACUCUCCCACGAUCUCGAUCCACCAGAGAACAUGCCAGGCGCGGAUGUCAAAUGA